Molecule: messenger RNA, 1168 nt
Organism: Cyprinus carpio (common carp)
Lineage: Eukaryota; Metazoa; Chordata; Actinopteri; Cypriniformes; Cyprinidae
Product: KICSTOR complex protein SZT2-like
Exons: 6
Coding region: 278-1078 (266 amino acids)
Cellular component (GO): peroxisome
Source: RefSeq, a predicted model, not a curated record
UCACGUGGAUGGGAAUAUGCAUGGAAAUGAUAUGCAGAUGAGGUUAUGCAUAGUAAAACUAGGCGUUGUAAGCUCCAUAUAUGGUGAUUUCGAGAGGAGUCAGGGUGGAGAUGCACAUACGCACAUCUUCCCCUGACUGAGAUUUAUAAAGAAAUUUUUUUGCUCAGGUUCUGGCGUACGCAUGGUUUUAUAAAUCUGAAAACUUUUGUGCGUGCGCAAAAUCUAGCUUUUGUGCCUACGUACACUUUUAGGAUGAAAUCUACGGAGAGUUUUAUAAAUGAGACCCCAGAUGUUGGUGCACCUGCAGUCCUUUAAUUCCAUCCCAGAGCACUACACCACCCCCGAAAGCACAAAUGGGGUUCCUCUGUUUUACAUCCCACCUGGAUCCACCGCACCGGUCUUCUCCCUCCAGCACAGUGGCUCUAAAGACUCCAGCCAAUCACAGUUUGCAUCCUACUGGAAGCCUGUCCUGUCCAUGGAUGCCAACUUCUGGCAGUGCUGGCUGCACAUGCAUCGCUGCAUCGCUGUCAUUCUGGAGCAUGACACACCGGUCCCGAAGCACGUGCACAACGCUGGCAGUAUCGGUAGCUUCAGUACCAUCCCGUGUCUUGUUUUUUUCUCUCACUCAGCGCUCACCUCGCUGCUCAGGGACUGGAGCAGUUUGGUCCUGGUGGAGGGAUACUCAUACGUCAGACUUAUUUACAGUGCCUCUGAGUUGCCGCCCGUCUCCUUCUAUCUGGUGCGUCUGAUCUCUAAAGCUCUCUGCAUGGUGCUGCGAUUGGGCUUCCCGAUAGGAGGGUGCCUGGAAGCCACUCAUUGUGUUAUAAUGGCCGUUUGGUUUGACUCUGUCUGUUUUUGGUGUGGUGUCUCCAGUUUCUCCACAGAUGAUGACAGUGACACUGAGGUGGAGGCCAUAGAUGUGGACACAGAGCUGAAUUUGGUGACGGAGUGCUGGGUGGAGCCUCAGAGCGGAGCUGUCUGCAGCUCACUGGAGCAGCAGAGACACUUUCAGAAGCUCACCUACCAGGAGAUCCCUCAGGCUAUUAGUGACAUCAUCGUGACUGACACUUACAUGUGACAUGUCACAGAAAAUAAACAAAAAAAUCUAAAUAUCAUAGAUAAAUACAAUAGAUACCAAGUAAUUAUACCUGUUUUACUAAAUCUGGGA